Messenger RNA from Zingiber officinale, 1917 nucleotides. RefSeq names its product vacuolar cation/proton exchanger 3-like. Gene Ontology annotation, molecular function: calcium:proton antiporter activity. The transcript is spliced from 12 exons. NCBI's taxonomy places the organism in Eukaryota, Viridiplantae, Streptophyta, Magnoliopsida, Zingiberales, Zingiberaceae. The coding region runs from base 289 to 1581 and encodes 430 amino acids. Gene Ontology annotation, cellular component: plant-type vacuole membrane. Gene Ontology annotation, biological process: intracellular calcium ion homeostasis; calcium ion transmembrane transport. The record is from RefSeq and is a predicted model, not a curated record.
ACCGACUUGCGGCCGAGACGACCAUAGGGCUCACUGCGAAGCUUCCUAGAAGCUUUAACUUGGUGAGGCAUCGAUCUCCGCCGUCUUCAUGGAGUUGAAUCGAAUCCCUAAAAGGAAGGCGACGUUCCAAAAAAUCUUCGGAUUUGUAGAUACGAAAGGGCAAAAUUCUAGAUGAGCAGCAAAGGAGGAGGAGAUCAAGCUUCGUCUUAGUUUUAUCGAUUUGCCUCUCGCUUCGAUUGCUGUACCUUAUCUUCAAUCCCUUUCGUUCUCGACGCAAGGAGUGAAAAAAUGAUGAGACCCGCGGAUGAAAGGGAAGGUUUUGCAAUGGAGAUGGAGACAAUUGCUAGUUCAUCAUCACCGUCCACAAAGAUUGUCUCAUCUGAGUUACUUCAUAGUAGGUCUCUUUUGAAUGUUGCCUAUUCGAGGAUCCCCUGGGGAAUACUCAAAGGAAUUUCAAAGAGCAUUAAAGUUGUCAUUUUCAGUGCAAAAAUUAAUAUUCUACUACCAUUUGGACCUCUGUCAAUCAUUCUCCACUUUCUUACUAAAAAUCAUGGGUUAGUUUUCUUCUUCAAUUUGGUAGGUAUUAUUCCUUUAGCUGAACGUUUAGGAUAUGCAACAGAGCAACUUGCUACUUACACUGGUCAUACAGUUGGUGGAUUGCUGAACGCAACCUUUGGUAAUGCAACUGAAAUGAUAAUAGCAAUAUAUGCAUUAAAAAGUGGAAUGAUCCGUGUUGUACAACAAUCACUCUUGGGCUCUAUUUUAUCAAAUAUGCUACUAGUUCUUGGUUGUGCUUUUUUUGCCGGUGGGGUUGUUCACAACAAAAAAGAUCAAUUCUUCAAUAAGGCUGCUGCUGUUGUGAAUUCGGGGUUGCUGUUGAUGGCUGUUAUGGGUUUAACAUUUCCUGCUGUCCUCCACUUUACAAGAUCAGAGGUGCACUAUGGAAAGUCAGAGGUUGCCCUUUCAAGGUUUAGCAGUGGCGUUAUGCUUGUGGCAUAUGCUAGUUACCUUUUUUUCCAACUCAGGAGUCAUCAAAACAGUUACCAUCCAAUUUCAGAUGAAGAGGGGCAUAUUGAGGACUCUGAUGAAGAUGAACCUCCAGAGUUGAGCCAAUGGGAAUCAAUAUCAUGGCUUGCAGUUUUGACACUUUGGAUUUCCAUUCUUUCUGAGUACCUUGUUGAUGUCAUAGAGGGAGCUUCAGAUGCAUUGAACCUUCCACUGGCCUUUAUCAGUGUCAUUUUACUUCCUAUUGUUGGAAAUGCUGCUGAACACGCUAGUGCAAUUAUGUUUGCCAUGAAGGAUAAGCUUGAUAUUUCUCUGGGAGUUGCCAUUGGAUCAUCAACUCAAAUAUCCAUGUUUGUGAUUCCUUUCACUGUGGUUGUUGGUUGGGUUAUGGGGACACAGAUGGACCUAAAUUUUCAGUUAUUUGAGACUGCAACUCUUUUUAUAACAGUGUUGGUUGUGGCAUUUAUGCUACAGGAGGGCACGGCAAACUAUUUCAAAGGUUUAAUGUUGAUACUCUGCUACUUCAUUGUCGCUGCUAGCUUCUAUUUCCACACUGAUCCAACAGAAAGUGACUAAUCGGAAGAGAAGCUAAUCUAAUUACACAGUUAACCAACUAAUUGCAUCACACUGGAGGCCAAGUCAUUUGCUGCUGAACCGAGAGUAUGAUAGAGGUAAAUUCUAUUGCUCACUCAAUCUUUAUCAGUUCAUGUUUGGGUUACCAUUUAUCAAAAGAUAUAUAUUCUCCCAUAAACUCAUUUGAAGAAAUCAGUCAGCAGAUUUUGUCUCUUCUCCCUCAUAUUUUCUUCUUUGCCUGAUGCCAUGUAAGUACCAUUUGUAUGGGAUUUAUGUUUGAUUCUGUUCAUGUGGAAAGACCUUACUGUGACUAAAAUUAAGGGAUUUUAAAUCCUGCUC